This is a messenger RNA of Aquila chrysaetos chrysaetos, 5372 nucleotides long. It is a transcript of the gene IMPG2, whose product is annotated as interphotoreceptor matrix proteoglycan 2. Gene Ontology annotation, biological process: visual perception. Bases 763 to 5046 code for a protein of 1427 amino acids. Gene Ontology annotation, molecular function: heparin binding; hyaluronic acid binding. The transcript has 21 exons. Lineage: Eukaryota; Metazoa; Chordata; Aves; Accipitriformes; Accipitridae. The record is from RefSeq and is a predicted model, not a curated record.
AUAAUACCUGAAGAGAGGUGAAAGAAUCACAGCUUGCCCUGGCUUUAUCUCUGGGGGAAGCACUGCUUCUGGGGUGCGAAGGACAGUGGUGUAACAGCACAAGAUUUUCUCCUUUAGCACAGACUGAGGCAGUAGGGCUGUGUUAGCUCUGUCACCAGAAGAAACAGUCCUACAGAAAGGUUGCUUCGAUGUUAUCUAGAUAUGCGUUGGCAUUUAAGCGAGUCAGUGCAUUUUUAGAUACGUAUAUUUGUACAAUUUGUACACUGAGACUUUCCGCUGGAGACGAGCGUGCUCCCUCUGUCAUUUUUGUGGUCAGCAUGAUUUUUAAAAAGUGCAGAAAUUGAAAGGCAGAUGAAAAAACGUGGUUAAUUAAAUGUGAAAGGUGCUGUCCUUGUUUGGACUGUCUGUUAAUGGUAUGACAAGCUCUGGUAAAGAGCUUAGCUGGCCAGAUUAAAAUUAAAAAAUUGUCUCAGUCCAUCUGCUAGCUCCAAGGAGUUUACUUCCAUCACCUUUUCUUGUUUCUUCACUAAAGCGGAAUACUGUCUUUGAAAAGAACAUUCCCAGGACGUCUUGGUUGACUUUUUCUACCUGUUUUUUCUAAAGAUAAUUAUAUGUGACAUCAAGAUACUUUCAAGAAGGGUAAUGCUCUUGGUUGGUUCAAGGAUACGUUAAAGACAACAGCUCUUUUGCUAAAAGGGAUUUUCUUUUCUUUUUUUUUCUUUUUUUUCCCCUUGCAUCUUGGUUUUUUUGACACAAAAGAUUAUGUUUGGCUUCAUUUGGAAAAUCUUUCUUUGCCUUCCGGUUUUGGGAAUGAUUAAAGGCAAUCUUCAAAUAGUUGCAGCAGAAGGUUAUUCAGCUACAGAAGGAGGACAGGCUAAAGAUGGUUCACCAAUGCCUCAGCUCAGUGGCUGGCAGUUGGCAAACCCUUCUCUGCCUCCUGAGUUGAAAAAGCUUAAUGGCAUCGUGGAGGCUGAACAGGUCAACAAGAAUUUGCUGUUACGAAGGAAGCGGUCCAUUCUGUUUCCUAGUGGAGUUAAGAUCUGCCCUGAUGAAUCUGUUGAGCAGGCUAUUGCCAACCAUCUGAAAUAUUUCAGGCUCAGAGUGUGUCAGGAAACAGUCUGGGAGGUCUUCAAGACAUUCUGGGAUAGACUGCCAGAGCGUGAAGAAUAUCACACCUGGAUGAGCCUGUGUGAGGAGGGAACGAUGAGUGUCUUUGAAAUGGGCACGAACUUCAGUCAGUCUGAGGAGCACCGGAGUCUGAUUGUGAAGAAACUGUCCUAUACAAAGGAAGCAAUGGGCAGCUCCUGCACUGAUUGGUCAUGUGGCCAAGGUGGUCCAGGGCAUCACUCAUGCAGCGGUAGUGGGACUCCAACUCCAGCUUCGGAUGCUGAUGUUACCACAUUGAGAGAUGCAGCUGCCAAUGUUCCUCCCCCUCAUGAGAUCUCUGUAGAGACUCCUGUGGGUGGUACUGUCCGUGAGAUCGAAGAUGCAGACACUACUAUCAAUAAUGAGAUUAAGAAGCAGGAUGAGAAACCAGUGAGACCUGUAACUGAGCAGAUAAUUGAGUUCAGCGUUUUGAUUGCUGAUGAAAAAUACAGCGAGGAGCUGAGCGACCCAGCUGCUGUGAAGCAUCAACUGCUGUCUGAACGAUUCAUUUCUCAGAUGGAAAGUGUAUUUGAAGGACUACCUGGAUACAAAAACAUCCAAGUCCUGGAUUACAGCUCUCCUCAGGAGGACAGUGGGGUGGAAGUUCACUAUGCUGUUACGUUUGAUGGAAAACCCAUCAGCAAUGCCACCUGGGACGUGAUUAACCUCCAUUCCAACAAGGUGGAGGACAACUCCUUUAUGGGCAUAGAGGAUAAUCCAACAGUUGUGUACUCCAUCAGUGAUUUCCGAGAUUAUAUUGCUGAAAUCCUCCAGAAAAAUGCCUUGCUUGAAAACACUUCCUUGUCUUUAGACCCUAACUCUCUCCAACUUACUAAUGUGAAAGAAAUACUGCACCCUAUACCCGGAGACCCAUCUUGGAUUACUGAGUACCCAGUCGUGCUGGAGCGCCCAGAGUUCGAUGACAGCACCUUUUUAGCUGAACGGCCUUCAGCAGAUGAAUCAACUGUCAGCAAUACCUUGCCCUUUGAUUUCGCCAAACCAGAUUCCACUUCAGAUAGUGAACAGUCCAAUGACAAUGAAAUCCGGCCAAGACCAGAAAAUCUGGACUCUGAGGCCAGUUUGGCACCUGAAGCUCCGCUCUCCUCAGAGGCUGACGUCACUUCUUUGCCUGAUGGGCUGAAUUUAGAGGAUGGGAAUCAGACUCCUCAUUUGGUCACUGGACCAGUGUUAGGGCGUGAUUCUGUGGACUCUCUGGAAUGGCUUUCAGCCCCCAGUUCUUUAGAUGUGUUUGAAGAUACUGGACUAUCUGAAGACCUUUUGCCUUCAAGUCCUCCUCACCUCGUGCCUGAAGAACCUCCACCUACAGAUGAUUAUGCAGUUCCUCUGCUUUCUGCACCAACAGUGGCCUCUUCAUCAGUCACAGAGACUGAUAUUAAAGAAACAAUAUUUGCUGAGAAGGAAGAAGUAACUCAAGGUCGUCCUGCAGGCAGUAGCAAUGCAGACUCUGUGUUGCAUGAGUCUGUGGAAGAAAUUCCUUUUCCCUUAGAAGUACACCCCGUGGAAGAUGAAACUGAUAUAUAUCUUGGAGAUAGAGUUAUAUAUGAUGAUGGGUCUGGUUCAGCUUUUGAUGGUUCAGGAAAAGAAAUGGAAUCAAGUAAUUGGCCUUCGGAAGAGGCAACACUGGAACCAAUUUUCUACCCUGGUCCCGAUAGCUGGCUUGAUGAUGACAAUGAGUCUUUGUUAAUCAGAACUGAGGAUAUUCCUGAAGGCAUGAUUUUAGACUAUAUUCUUAACUCUGGGAAUAAAUUAGAUGAUGAUCCUUCCAAAGAUGAGAACGAAGGUAUGGCCAAUAUAAAAGAAGAUUUUCUCGAUGAGUCUGAAAUAUUUGUCUUUCCAGAGACUACAACUAAGCAGGUACCUCUGUUACAGACAGAAGAGCCAUCAUCUGUGGAACCAUCUACACAGACAGAAACGUUGGGCAUGUAUGAUUCCUCUUUUGUUAAACCAUCCUUGGUUUUGGAGCCUUCAGUGGACCACUCCUUUGUAGAUAUGCCAACUGGAGAGGCCCCUGUCUCACCACACAAUACAGGUCUGUCUGUGGAAGAUAGUCUUACAUCUACAGGGACUGUCAGUAUGGAGCAACCUAUAGAGUCCAGUGUACGUCAGAACGUCAUUUCUGAAGCAGUUGAACACCAAAAUGAAGACAGGACAACAGUAGAAGAACUAUUCACAGUGGAGCAGUCAGAUGUAACUGAAGCUGCUACAAUAGGCCACUUGGACGCAAGCUCUUCAGAAACUAUUCUGACUGCACAUCCUUCCAUGGUAAACACUGAUGGUUCCACAGAAGAGCAGCAAACCCUAGAUUCAUCACUGGCAGGCCAAGACACUACCGAAUCAGCUGUGAAGAAACCAGCUGAUGUUUGGCCUACAGACACAGCACUAGAAAACUCAUUAGAUCAGGCAGUGCAAUCAGCAAUGCCAACUGCCACUCAAGUUUCAACUGUAGUUCGUUCUGUAAUAGAUCAGACCACUGUUCCAGAAGGCUUUGCUGGACAGGGUGGUACAGACCAUGACACGCAUGUUUCCAUGAGCUUCAGCACUGUUAUGAACUCUUACCUAACGGUGAGUGUAACAAGCACUGUUGAGCUUCCGUCCCUCCUCCCUCCUGUGGGAUCCACGGCAUCCUCGUCUGUGGCUACCUCAACAAAGCUGGGAGAUGAAACAACGAGGGUCCCGGAUGUUUCAGUGGACCUGGAUCAUGUGAGCACUGUCCACUUGUCUCCUGAGCUGACUGAGGGAGGAAGGAGCAUGACUGAAAGCCACGUGGAGCUAACAACUCGCGUCCAGUCCACAGAGAUGGCCAGUGUGGCUUGGGCCACACAUGAAAAUCACAAUAGUACUCCUGUCUCAUCACGAGCUCUAGUUGUGUUUUUCAGUCUUCGGGUUACCAACAUGAUGUUUUCAGAGGACCUGUUUAAUAAAAACUCCCCUGAAUACAAAGCGCUGGAGCAGCGAUUCUUGGAACUGCUGGUGCCCUACCUUCAGUCAAAUCUGACAGGCUUCCAGAAUCUGGAAAUCCUGAACUUCAGAAAUGGCAGUAUCGUGGUGAACAGUCGAAUGAAAUUUGCCAAACCUGUGCCUCGGAACGUCACCAACGCUGUGUACAUGAUCCUGGAAGACUUCUGCAACACUGCGUAUCACACCAUGAACCUGGCCAUCGAUAAAUACUCCCUGGAUGUGGAAUCGGGUGAACAAGCAGAUCCCUGCAAGUUCCAGGCCUGCAAUGAGUUCUCCGAAUGCUUAGUAAAUCGCUGGAGUGGGGAAGCCGAGUGCGUCUGCAAUCCUGGCUACCUAAGCAUCGAUGGGCUGCCAUGCAAUAGCAUUUGUGAUCUGCAACCAAACUUCUGCCUGAACGACGGGAAGUGCGACAUAAGCCCUGGGCAAGGGGCCAUCUGUAGGUGUCGUGUGGGAGAAAACUGGUGGUACAGAGGGGAGCACUGUGAAGAAUAUGUGUCUGAGCCACUGGUUGUCGGUAUUGCAAUUGCUUCUGUGGCAGGAUUCCUUCUUGUGGCGUCUGCUGUCAUCUUCUUCUUGGCCAGGACCCUUCGAGACCAGUACACAAAGAGUGAAACUGAGGACUCACAGGGGCAGGGUGACAGCCUCUCGUCCAUUGAGAACGCAGUUAAAUACAACCCCAUGUAUGAAAGUGAUACGACUGGCUACAGCCAUUAUUACCGGAGAUACCCUCAGCUAACAUCCUACAGUUCUACCAGUGCAGAGACAUCCACAGACUACAGCAGUGAAGAGAUCAGGCACAUUUAUGAAAACAGUGAGCUUACUAAGGAGGAAAUUCAGGACCGAAUUCGAAUUAUAGAGCUCUACGCUAAAGACCGUCAGUUUGCAGAGUUUGUUAGGCAGCAUCAAAUGAAGCUGCUUUAAGAAAAAAAGAAAUCAGUAGAAAGCAUUGGGAGAUAAAGACUACCUUGUUGCCAUAGCAAUGGGCUCCAAUGUAACUGCAAAGUUACUUAUAGUCUUAACAUUGCACGGAUGGAUACAGAUGUUUUCUAAAUGAACAGCUAAAAUGUACAGAUGUCUGUUUAUCUCAAUUACUUCUGGCUUUUCUGUGUAAAGUGACAUUUUUAAGAGGUGAUCAGAAGUGGCAGAGGUUAUGAAAGUUCAUUUUUCUUUAACUCCGAAAGGAACAGUGAAAGUUUGUAUACCAAGGCAAAAAAAUCUCCUCAGGUAAGAGAAGAUAAAUGCACAAC